Penicillium crustosum is the source of this 2115-nucleotide messenger RNA. RefSeq lists its product as uncharacterized. Gene Ontology annotation, cellular component: plasma membrane. Gene Ontology annotation, biological process: potassium ion import across plasma membrane; intracellular potassium ion homeostasis. Gene Ontology annotation, molecular function: high-affinity potassium ion transmembrane transporter activity. The transcript has 8 exons. NCBI's taxonomy places the organism in Eukaryota, Fungi, Ascomycota, Eurotiomycetes, Eurotiales, Aspergillaceae. Bases 1 to 2115 code for a protein of 704 amino acids. The record is from RefSeq and is a predicted model, not a curated record.
AUGCAUGCACUGCCGAUCUUCGGCAAGUGGUGGAGGCACAUCGGGAACGCCAUAAUGGCAGUCCUUCCACCCUUGAAUUUUUUGACUCUACACUAUUUCUAUUUCAUUGUUACAUGCAUGAUAACCAGUAUCAUUUUCUAUUUGACCUCAACUCCACGGCAGAGCGUUGCCUAUGCAGACUCCAUUUUCAUGUGUGUCAGCGCCAUGACCGGGGCUGGAUUGAAUACGGUGGAUCUGUCAACUCUAAACACCUUCCAGCAAGCAGUUUUGUUCACCUUGCUUAUCCUGGGCCAUGCCAUUCUCAUUUCUCUCACCGUACUUGUAGUACGUAAGAGGGCCUUCGAGGCAAAGUUCAAAGGUGUCUCCGAUGAACGAGAAAGGGAACGAUCUACUCGUAACCCCUCGCAAGUUGAGCUGCAGGUCCAGGAACCCGCUCAGGGAAGCACCGGAACUGAUCUCUCUGGCGAGAACGGCGAAGGACAUAGCUGUAAACCACGCCCAAAGUCAUCCGUGCUGGUCCAAAUGAAACCGGGAGAGUCAUCAUCCCGUGAAGAACAGUUGUGGGUGGAUGAUGACCAAAAAACCAUCGGCGGAACACCCCGUCAUCAUCACCACCGAGUCUUCCCUAUGGCUGGUAUCGGGGCGAGACCCGAUCUGCAUAACCACCCCCGCGACGCAGUCCCCAAUGUACCCUUGGUUGUAAAGGAUUCGGUGUCUGGUUUCAAGGGAAUGCUCCGCGGCACACAGAAAUACAUGGCCUCCAAGGGUCUUGUUUCCCGCAACUCUCAAUUCCACGAUCUCACUCCUGCCGAGCGUGACGAACUAGGUGGUGUGGAGUACAAGGCCGUCUCGUUUCUGUCUGUGGUUGUAUUCCUUUACUUCAUCUUGUUCAUUAUCUUCGGCAUGAUCGGUGUUGGUAGUUGGUUGGAAGCCAAUGAUCCCGCCGUGACGCGCACAAAUGGCCUCUCGCCUUUUUGGACGGGUGCUUUCUUUGCUGUUUCUGCUUUCGUGAACAGUGGCAUGUCGCUCUUGGAUGCUAAUAUGACUGCUUUGCAGUUGAAUGCUUACCCACUUCUCACAAUGGGUUUGCUGAUUCUCGCGGGAAACACCCUCUUCCCAUGUUUCCUGCGGUUCAUCAUCUGGACUAUGAGGAUCAUGCUUCCGGAUCGACCGAAGUGGCAGUCGUGGCGCAUAACCCUUGAUUUCAUCUUGGAGCAUCCUCGAAGGGUCUAUACGAAUCUCUUCCCCGCUCGCCAUACAUGGUAUCUACUCGGCACGAUCAUCAUUUUGAACGGUAUCGACUGGGCGGCAUUUGAGCUGCUGUCUAUUGGAAACAAGGACAUUGAGAGUCUUCCCACCGAGUACCGUGUGUUGGAUGGACUCUUCCAAGCCCUAGCGGUACGCGCUGGUGGAUUCUACGUUGUAACCAUUGCCGAUCUUCGCCAGGGUCUCUUGGUUCUCUAUGUCUCAUAUCCUAUCCACCAAAAAUCCGAACCUAAAACUAACAAACUCACUCAGUACGUCUCCGCGUACCCAGUAACGCUCACAAUGCGCAACACAAACGUCUAUGAAGAACGCUCGCUAGGAAUCUACGCGCACGACGAAUCCCCAGACUCUCCAGCAAACACAAGCCGCAGCAACGUAGUAAUGGACCUAAUCCGCCACCACCUCGGCCGUCCAGGCCUAUCCGAGACUUCACGCGGCUACUUCGUGCACCAACAGCUCCGCUCCCAGCUCAGCCAUGACCUGUGGUGGAUCGCGUUGGCCGUAUUCUUCAUCGCCAUCCGCGAGUCGGACCACUAUGAAUCCCAGCCUGUGGCUUUCUCCACCUUCAAUAUCAUCUUCGAAGUCGUCUCUGCUUACGGCUGUGUGGGUGUCAGUCUUGGGUUCCCUGGGAAGAAUUACUCGUUCUGUGGUGCCUGGCAUACUAUUAGCAAGUUGAUCCUUGCGGCUGUGGCGUUGCGUGGUAGACAUCGUGGUUUGCCCGUGGCGAUUGAUAAGGCUAUUAUGUUGCCUAGUGAGUCUUUGGCUUGGGCUGAGGAGGAGGAUGCUGCUAUGCGGAGGGAUAGGUCUAGGGCUUGGGCUCAGGAGCAUGGGCCUAUUGGGUCUGUUUAG